UUUAGUUAGCUACAGUGUUUGCGGUAGAUUACAAGGAGCAUUGUAGCACAGUUUUGACAUAUAUAAUACUUCUAUAUAAACAAAAAUACUACGCCUACAAAGUAGUCAUUCAAAUAUUUUAAUUAAUCGCAAAAGAGAUCAAAAUUUUAAUAUCGUAAUAUGAAAUAAUCUAGUUGUGACUAGCCAAGUUUAAAUGCCGUAAAGACGUAAGGAUGUAUUUAUGUUCGAACGUGUUCGGAUAUUACCUACAAUUGUGUUGAGAUAUGCUUUGGAUUAUUUCCAAAGAUUUAAAAAUUUUACCUACUGACGGAUAUAAUAGCGAUACCAUAAGAAUAUAUAUCAUACAACAACGAGGUCAUUAAUUAUAAGAAUUAGAUUAAACAAGGAUAAUGUUCACUACUUAAUGGAUAAUGGUGUUGCAAAUAAAGCUUAAUCAAGCUCCUGAAGCCAGAUAUUGAAAAACAGAGAAACAGAAAGUGUGUUAUCAAAUGAAGUUGCUUGAAAGAUGAACUUUUUAAUCGGACAUCUCAUCAGACAAACGAUAAAAAAAUGCACGAAAUGAAGAAUUGUGUUCCCAAGUAAAUACUAACGAUGUAAUCGCCAAAUGAUCUAUAUAUAAUUGUUCCAUCGCGAUGUUCACCGUAAAACUGCGCUUUUCCAAAAAAAAAACAUUCCGAUUGGACCGCGAAUUUAAAAAAAGAUUACGAAGAAACUUAGAGUUGGGCGAUUUACACUUCUUUUGGAAUGCAGUAAAAAUCAAGGCAGAUCCAAAAAUCGACGUAGAUUUCACGAAAGGAAUGUCGGCCUUGUCGAUUUAUGGCCACGAUUAUCGAACUCCAGUGAGCGAAAAUGUUCCUGAAAGUUCCUUGUACAUCAAACCUGAUAUAAUAUCUAAAUUGAACAAGUUAAACAUCAGUGAUAAAAACGAAGAAGAUUGUAACGCAAAUAUACCACAGCAGGACAACGAAAUCAAUAUUACACAAGGAGUCUCUUGUCUUAGUAUAAGCGACGUCAAUUUGAAAACUUUGUACGAUAAACUAGAGAAUCUUGACAUGUCAGAUAAUACAAAUGAAGAAGAACAACCUCGCGAUUACGUGGACAAAUAAAGAAGAACAAUGUAAAUGUUACGUGUGUGAGACAAUAGCGACAAAACAUAGCUAAGAGUAAUCAAAAUACAAGAUUCUAAAUAGAAGUAUAUAUAUAUAUAUAUAUAUAUAUAUA
Messenger RNA from Odontomachus brunneus, 1221 nucleotides. RefSeq lists its product as uncharacterized. The coding region runs from base 633 to 1106 and encodes 157 amino acids. The record is from RefSeq and is a predicted model, not a curated record. NCBI's taxonomy places the organism in Eukaryota, Metazoa, Arthropoda, Insecta, Hymenoptera, Formicidae. The transcript is spliced from 2 exons.